UUGGGAUGUCGGGCUUCUCGAACUAGACAAUUACAUCGCUAAAAUCAGUAUAGCAUCAUAAGUGUGAGGAGAGUACGAGAUCGGAUGUGAUGGACAAUGUUAUUAUUGAUGGAUACAAAUUGAAACUAAUUGCAUAACUCUCUUUUUCGUUGCUCUUUUUGAAAACAGACUAAAAUGAAACAAGUUUAUGACAUUCAGGUGGUCUAAAUGACUGCAACACAAAAUCCUUACACUCUGAACAUUCAUAUGAACACCCUUCAACCUUCAAGAAUUAAUUUUGGGAAAAUUCAGCACUAGUGAGGUUUAGUUCUGAAUGUGAGCUCUCAGGUUUUCAUGAUUUCCUCUGCAAAUUCUGCUGUGUAAGGGUGUUAGUAAAGACAGAACCACAUACCACGUUUUUGACUGCAUAAGGCAAGUUCCAUGAUGAGAAGUGAGGUCCAAUGCCAAAAGGCUUACAACUUAGGGAGGCUAUUUAUUAUUUUAGUACAAAAAUGGAGAAGAAAAAUGAAAAUAGUGUGUCAUGGUUAAUCUAGGGUAUGACUCAAGUAUUCAGGCUCAAUUUAUUUUUGAUAUAUCGCAUUUUAGAUCCAGAAAUUAGCCUCUCCAAACAUAAAUUGAAGGUAUGGCUAUGUACCAAUCACCUUAAUUUCCCAAACCCCACAAAAGUGGGAGUUUUGUGCAAUGGGUAAUGGUCUUUUUAGUAUUCUUGACCUUAAUUGGCUCUACAAGCCACUGACCCUUCUAACUUCAGAAAAAUGGAUCUUGAAAUUAAGAAGUCGUGCUGUUAAGUAAAUUAGCUCCAGAGUGGUAGGUCAAUGCUUUUGUUACCACCCCAUGGUGGGGACACAUGGAAAGAGAUACUGUGUUUUGUGUCAUAAUCAAUCUCCUAACUUCUAAGAACAUCACUCUUUGAUGACGAACAUGUCCUUGUUUACAUUUUCUAUGCAAUAAUUGAGAUACCCCAAUCUCAAGUCUACCAUUCUCUCUUCAUUAAAGUCGUCAUUUUAAGCUUUGGCUGACCAUUCAUAUUUCGGAAAGAAAAUUUCAGACAAUCAGUUGUCUCUCCUUUUUGUGAUGGCCCUUCAAUUUUCGUUGGCUUUCACCACAUUUCUUCUUUUACUCUCUUUAUUUUGGCUAUUAAAGGUAUGGAGAAGAAUUAAACCUCAGAACAAAGUGCAGAAGUUGCCGCCAGGGCCAAGAAAGUUACCACUAAUAGGAAACUUGCACAACUUAAUAGGCUUACUACCACACCAUGCUCUCCAGCAACUAGCAGGGGAUCAUGGACCCCUUAUGCACCUACAACUAGGUGAAAUCUCUGCAAUUGUGGUAUCAUCCCCCAGGCUGGCCAAAGAGUUCAUGAAGACGCAUGAUCUUGCCUUUGCAGAGAGGCCAGAACUUCUUGCCCCUAAAAUUAUAAGCUACGGUGGCUCAGACAUUGCUUUUUCUCCAUAUGGUGAUUACUGGAGGCAAAUGAGAAAGGUUUGCAUGUUGGAACUACUAAGUGCCAAGAAGGUCCAAUCCUUCUCUUCUAUUAGAGAAGAAGAAAUUAGUAGUCUCAUUGAGUCCAUCCACUCAUCUGAAGGAUCACCAAUCAAUUUUACUGAAAAUAUUUGCUCUUUGACAAGUACCGUUGUAUGUAGAGCAGCAUUUGGUACCAAAUGCAAAGAUCAAGAUGAAUUUACAUUGCUGGUCAUGGAAUCUUCAGCCUUGGCAGGGGGUUUUGACAUAGCUGAUUUGUUCCCUUCAAAAAAGUUUCUUCAUGUGCUUAGUGGGUUGAAAUUUAAACUAGAGAAGAUUCAUGGGAAGAUUGACAAGAUCCUAGACAAAAUCAUCCAUGACCACAGGGAGAACCCAAUGAGUGCAGAGACUGGCAAUGGUGAACUUUGGAAGGAGGAUCUUGUUGAUGUUCUUUUACGCCUUCAGCAAAGUGGUAGCCUCGAGUUCCCCAUCACAACCAACAACAUCAAGGCAGUCAUAUUGGACAUGUUUGGUGCUGGAACUGAUACUUCAUCAACCGUAAUAGAUUGGGCUAUGUCAGAAAUGAUGAGACAACCAAGAGUGCUGGAGAAGGCUCAAGCUGAGAUAAGACAAGCCUUUGAUGGAAAGAAACGAAUCCAUGAGAAAGAUAUUCAGAACCUAAAUUUCUUAAAGUUUGUUAUAAAAGAAACUCUAAGGUUACACCCUCCUGUUGCAAUGCUACUCCCAAGAGAAUGCAGAGAGCCAUGCGAGAUUGAUGGAUAUGAGAUACAACUCAAAACUAAAGUCAUUGUUAAUGCAUGGGCAAUUGGAAGAGAUCCUGCACUUUGGCACGAUGCUGAGAGUUUUAUACCAGAGAGGUUUGCCAAUAGUUCAAUUGAUUUCAAUGGGACUCACCUUGAAUAUAUCCCUUUUGGUGCAGGAAGAAGGAUGUGCCCUGGAAUAACAUUUGGUAUGGCCAAUAUUGAACUUCCCCUUGCUCAAUUACUCUAUCAUUUUGAUUGGGAGCUUCCAGGAAGUAUGAGGCCAGAGGAUCUGGAUAUGACUGAAUUCUUUGGUGCAGUUGUUCGAAGGAAAAACAACUUGCAUUUGGUUGCUGCGCCUUAUUCUCCUUCAGAAUAAUGGAGAUUCAACAUCAGAAAAUUCAUUCAGAUACCUCUGAAAUUCCCACUUCACUAUUUUAAUCAAUGUACUAAUAUAGUAAGUCGACACCAGCAAAUAUUUUCUUGAAUUUAAGUGUAUUCUGAUUGCUGGACAAUCCAAAAGCUGAGGUCCUUUCAUAUUUCAUGUAAUCAGGCAUUGUAAAAUUCAAAUCUAUCAGCUGAACUAGUGUUUUAAUCCGAUAUCUUCAUGUGCAUGGUAAUUCAGUAAGACAUUCUUCUGAGAAGAAUAAAUUAAAAUUUUAUUUACCUCAAUAAAACUUACUAUGAGGCAUUUGCUUA
Quercus lobata is the source of this 2918-nucleotide messenger RNA. Its product is annotated as premnaspirodiene oxygenase-like. Lineage: Eukaryota; Viridiplantae; Streptophyta; Magnoliopsida; Fagales; Fagaceae. Bases 1075 to 2598 code for a protein of 507 amino acids. The transcript is spliced from 2 exons. Gene Ontology annotation, molecular function: heme binding; iron ion binding; oxidoreductase activity, acting on paired donors, with incorporation or reduction of molecular oxygen. The record is from RefSeq and is a predicted model, not a curated record.